AUGCUUAGUCGUAAACAGGUAUUCUUGAAAAUCCACCAUUCAUCGCUUACUUUGACAUCACAAAAAGCCUCAAAGACCGAUGCCAACCUUGGAAACUGGGUGGAAUCAUCAAAUUCGAGAUCAAGGUUACCUUCAAACCAAUGUGCAGUGGUCAGACCAUUUAACUUUACCAUUAAAUGUUCAUUUAAAGUUUCUAAAUUCAUUUGA
Entrophospora sp. SA101 is the source of this 207-nucleotide messenger RNA. NCBI's taxonomy places the organism in Eukaryota, Fungi, Glomeromycota, Glomeromycetes, Entrophosporales, Entrophosporaceae. The record is from the annotation of a GenBank genome assembly.